Oldenlandia corymbosa var. corymbosa is the source of this 1703-nucleotide messenger RNA. Lineage: Eukaryota; Viridiplantae; Streptophyta; Magnoliopsida; Gentianales; Rubiaceae. The record is from the annotation of a GenBank genome assembly.
GGACGGAAAAAAUAUUGAUUUUUCAAAUAAACAAUACGAACAUCGAUAGCAUCAUCUGGAACCUUCGAAUGUAACAUGGUAAAAAAAAAAAAAAAAACAGGAUCUGUUUUGUUGCCUGAAAACACGCAGCUGUUCCCAAAUUUCUUUGUGAAAGGCAAGCACACAAAUAUUCAUCUUCUUCUUCAACUCUUGAACUUGAAGUAAACCCAAUGCAGCAGCUUAUGUAAAGGGAUACUAAAAAGUUUGCCAAUGGAAAAAGAUCCCAAGUCCUCCAGCCCUUUCUUCUUCAACCUAAUCUUUGUCUUGGUACUAAUCUCAUCCAAUCUUUUAACUUAUUUAAUCACCACAACAUCCUUCUUUUCUCCUACUCUCACUGCCACUACUGAAAAGACUCUAACCAUUACUACUCUGCCCACGAAGGAUGUACCCGAGGAAGAUUUAAUUCCACUUGAACCAUCGAUUGAGACAAAACCAACGCCCGAAAUCGAACUUGCAUCAGAGUUCCAGGCGCUUACAUCUCCUCAGAAACUUCCACUUGGAUUCAACCCGAAUUUCGGUGCAGAUUUCCUGUUACCACCAGUUGGCCGCCCCUGCUCCCAGUUUCCAGAUGAACUUAAUAUGUACAUGUCAUACAAAGUCAAUGGAUCCUGCCCAGACGACGAGCUUCUCGCCCAGAAGCUUCUCUUAAAGGGCUGUGAACCACUCCCAAGACGGCGUUGCCGGCCAGCUGCGGCGGAGGAAUACGCAGAACCUUACCCUGUUCCAGAAAGCUAUUGGACAACACCACCUGAUUCCUCUGUCGUCUGGACCGCGUAUACUUGCAAGAAUUACACUUGUCUGGUUAACCGAAGGCGAAAUCAGAAAGCGUUUGAUGAUUGCAAAGAUUGCUUUGAUCUUCAAGGCCGAGAGAAAGACAGAUGGGUUGGACCAAGCAUAGAAGGCAGCCUUGAUUUCUCCGUUGAUGAAGUGCUGGCAGUGAAGAAGCCCGGAACCAUCAGAAUAGGCCUGGAUAUUGGGGGUGGUGUGGCUACAUUUGCUGUGAGGAUGAAAGAAAGGAACAUCACAAUAGUCACAACUUCCAUCAAUCUGAAUGGCCCUUUCAAUAACUUCAUAGCAUCAAGAGGGGUGAUUCCUCUGUACAUGACCAUUUCACAAAGAUUGCCCUUUUUUGAUAACACAUUGGAUAUUGUUCACUCAAUGCAUGUGUUGAGCAACUGGAUUCCCACCACAUUGAUGCAUUUCUUGUUCUUUGACAUCUAUAGGGUGCUUAGGCCUGGUGGGCUUUUCUGGCUUGACCAUUUCUUCUGUGUCGGUGAUCAGCUAGAACAAGUUUAUAUCCCCCUUAUAGAUAGCAUUGGGUUCAACAAAGUGAAGUGGGUUGUGGGGAAAAAGCUGGACAGAGGGCCGGAGUUGCGGGAGAUGUAUCUUUCAGCUUUGUUGGAGAAACCAUUGAAGAAUUCUUGGUGAAAGCAUAAUUAGCUGCUGCCUCUUAAAUUUUUGUCUGAUUCUGUUUAGUAAUUAGUUCAUUUUCCUCUCACAUUUUUUCUACUUUUUGGAGGAGAACAGUUCUGUUUAGAUCUUAGGAAAUCUAAGGAAAAUCAAGCAAACCACAAAUUAGUGUAACUGAUGACAUAUGCCAAGCGCAGUAUCUAGAUAUUGGAACUUCUUACUUCUUUUUAGUUGCAGUUGUCAUUGUAUGCCAG